Oldenlandia corymbosa var. corymbosa is the source of this 3751-nucleotide messenger RNA. NCBI's taxonomy places the organism in Eukaryota, Viridiplantae, Streptophyta, Magnoliopsida, Gentianales, Rubiaceae. The record is from the annotation of a GenBank genome assembly.
CAAAAAAAAGCAAAAAAUCUAAAUAGCAAUAUUCGGUCGUUUUUUUUUAUUUUAGUUUUCUCUCUAGUUAAGUUAUUCGAUUUGAAAAAAAUGACAAUGGUAAAAUGGUCCAAAUAAGAAAUUUGUGGUUGAAAGAACUAAAGUUGGCGGCUUGGAAAACUAACACCCUUAAUUUGGAUCAAAUUCUAUUCUUAUUCACCCAAGACAAAAGUUAAUUAACGAUCAUUGUAAUACAUAAAUUACAAUAAAAAUAUUACUAUUCUUUCUCGGAUGAUUUGUCUUUUUCAUUUAAACAAUUUAAACUACAAGUGGCCGUCCGGGCAUCCGGCCGAGCCGAACAUCUAGUCAUAAAUUAUAACAAAAAAAUAUACACGUUGAGUUUAUAUUAACGCUGAUGAAUCAAUGAAUAUUCCGAUGCUACCUUCCGAUGGUCAAUAAAAGAACAACAGAACAAAUAUAGUAGUAGUAUUUGUUGGUUAGAUGUGAUUCUGGAGACAAUUUUCAUAAGGGAUUACCAAAGCUUUUUCCUCCAAUAUAAUUAUUCCUUUCAUUUCAAUUCAAUAGGGACAUUUUCUUUUAUAGUAAAAUUUUUUAAAAUUCAGUCUCAUCUCAGACAUUAAUAUUAAUUUAUUUAUAAAUUGUCUAAUAUACCCUAAUUAGUAACUCUUUAAUCUAAGAAUAUUUAAUUGAAUUUAACUCGUAAUAUCAUUAUAUUAAUUGGUAAUCACUAAUGAGACAUAUUAAGUAGUAAAUUAUUAAAAAAUUAACCGUUUAACCUAUUACCGUGUUUGUCUAAAUGAGUAUAUUGAAUUGGGAUGGAAGGAGGUAAAACUUUAUUUAAUUUCCAAGGUUCCACUAUGGAUCAUUGGCUACAUUAAUUAAUUAAGUUUUUUUGAAUUAUUUUUGCUGCUGGAAAAAAAAAAGAAAGAAAAACAUAAAAGGGACGAUUCUUUCGGUUCAAUCCACGGAGUUUCGGCCCCAUUUUGGCGGCUUUUUCUUCUGCGACAAGAACCCUAAUUUGGGAUAGAAUGUAAAUCGAGGAAAAAGAUGUAAUUGCGAUCAUUGCUCUGCUGCUGCUACUGCCGUGGUUAUACAGCUGAUUUCCAAGACUCUGCAUUUGUUCAAUUGUUUCAUUUGCUAUUGAACUGGACAUCCUUAAUUGUGAGUGCCCUAGUUAAAGAAAUUGAAUCGUACUAAGUCGUUUUAGGAGAACCAAGCUGAACAAUUUACAACUCUUUGGCAAAGGAUUUCUAUUGUUGGCUGGUCCGGCGAAGUGGUUUAUAAGAUGAAUAAAGGAAAUGCUUCAAGUUAUGGUGUUGUUGCUUUGGCUAGUGUAUCUCAGAUUGCCAACUUUCUAUCAUGUAUCUUUCCUGCUGUAACUGCUGGUAAUGUGAGAGCUCUUCAGCAUCAUUCUCAUCCUCCGAAUCUAUGUCCCAAUUCCCGGUUCGGCUUCCAUUCUUCUGCAGAAAUCGUUGUUGACAGUAAUUGUUCUAGCUUGAAAUCCAUUGAGUCUAUUACCUUUGGGAACCUGAGGAAUGUUAUAAAGAAAAUUAACAAUCUUGAUGAUGCUCGCAAAAUCUAUGAUCAGAUGGUCCUAAUGAAGCCUCUCCCUCACAUGAUUCACUUCAACCGAGUUAUUGCACGCCUUCUCAAGACGAAGAAUUACUUGUUUGCCGUUUCACUUUACAAAAAUCUGCGCAUUCGAGGCAUCCAAAUAGAUGAGCGCACACUGAAUUUGGUUGUAAGUUGCUAUUGCCAAGAGGGUCUAGUGAAAUUUUGAUUUGCUAUAUUAGGAACCUUUUUUAAGCUUGGACUUGUGCCUGAUGCCUUCACCUUUUACACUUUACUUAAUGGUUACUUUCGACUACAUAGUGUUACAGAUGCAGAAGAAUUAUUUACGAAGAUUAUAAAGGAACAGCUGUGUCGACCAGAUGAGGUAAUGUUUGGGAUUUUUAUAGACAGGGUGUCCAAGGCUGGGAACAUCAGUAAAGGUAUGGAGUUCCUCAGACUCAUGGAAAAUGGAGAUACUAAACCCAACGCCAUCAUCUACAACUCUGUUAUCGAUGCCCUCUGUAAGGAUUAUAGGAUGGAUGAAGCUCUUGGUCUCUUAGCUGAGAUGAUUGAGAAAGGCAUUGCCCCAAAUGUUGUCACUUACAAUUGCUUGAUUCGGGGUUUUUGUUAUUCAGGCAAAUGGAACGAGGUGAAAAGGUUGGUGACAGAGAUGAUCAGUUAUGGUAUUGCUCUAGAUGUAAUCACUUACAAUAUCUUAAUAGAUUCAUUUUCCAAGAACAGAUUGAUGAAAGAUGCCUAUGAUGUAUAUGAAACCAUGGUUCAGAAAGGUGAAACUCCUGAUAUUUUCACAUACAAUACACUGAUGCAUGGAUAUUGUUUGAAUGGCCAGACACAUAUAGCCAAAAAAGUUUUUGACGCCAUGGUUGCUGAUGGAUUGAUUCCUGAUAUCACCUCCUACAAUAUUUUGAUGCAUGGAUACUUUAAGAGAAAGAAAUUUGAAGAGGCAAUGAACAUCUUCCGGGAGAUUGAUCUAAAGGGAUUAACUCCUGAUAUUAAAAUGUACGACAUUAUCCUGAAAGGAAUGUUUCAACUCGGGAAGUGUGAUACUGCAAAAGAAAUAUUUCGUAGGAUGCAACUCAGUAGCCUGAAACCUACAUUUUACACCUAUUGUGUGAUGUUAGAUGGUCUCUGCAAGAAUGGGCAUGUUGAUGAAGCAUUGCUACUAUUCCAUGGGAUGGAAAUGGAUGGAGUGGAGGAAGAUAUAACUAUGUAUAACAUCAUCAUUGAUGGAUUGUGUAAAAGUGGAAGAAUUGAUGCUGCAAGAAAGAUCUUCCACAGUUUAUCUCUAAAAGGAUUUGAUCCUGAUGCUACAACAUAUACUACGAUGGUAAGUGCCCUUUGCAGACAAGGUUUGCUGGAGGAAUCUGAAGAGCUUUUUGCCCAAAUGAAAGUAAAUGGUUACGUGGGAAAAUGAAGCUAUUUUGCAAUUACAUCGUUCUAGGACUUCCUCAGGGGGUAAAUACAAUGAUGCUACUGACUAUAUUGAAGAAAUGGACAGGAAAAGAUUUCCUUAGGAUUUAUGUAGCUCAUCCCGAGUUCAGGAUUUAAUCUCCAAACAAAAUAUUGUUGAUUUUCGUGAAAAAAACUUGGGAAAUUUGGUCCCCUUGAAACAAUCAAUAUAAGGGCAAAUUGGUCCCCUGGAAACUCGAUCGGCUUCUGCCUGGUCUGUUGCCUUCAAAAAUAAGGAUGGCGCAGUGUUAUUUCUCUAGGUAGUCUAUUUCAGGGGUUGGAAAUUGGAUCCCAACAUUCAGGCUUUGUAGUUCAUGAUUCUGGAUUUCUGGUAACGGAACAAAGUGGAAAUUUUGCAGAACUUUGUCUGUUCUAGUUUGACUGGGGAGAAGAGUUUUGGGAGGAUUGGCCAUUGGAUCCAAACAUUAUUGCCAAUUUUUUACUAAUUUUGUUAAGUGAGUUUAUCCUCUUCACUCCAAGGGAGAGCUUGAUCAGCUACACGCUGUAACAAAUGAAAUCAAGUUAUUUGCUAUUUAUGUUGCAUAGAAUUUGCUUUUGUCAUUAGUUGAUUAGCUAUUCAGGAAGAGAGCUUUGUUUUGUUUAUGACUUAAUAUGACAGAUCUGAAUUUUGUAAAAUCAUGUGACAGAUCUGAAUUAAUAUGACUAAUCCAGUUCAUAUUAAUGUCAUAUCUCUGUUCUUCUGUGAAUUAAUUGACGAAGAAAAACCAAC